This is a messenger RNA of Gavialis gangeticus (Gharial), 1574 nucleotides long. RefSeq names its product geranylgeranyl diphosphate synthase 1 (gene GGPS1). The transcript is spliced from 4 exons. The coding region runs from base 239 to 1141 and encodes 300 amino acids. NCBI's taxonomy places the organism in Eukaryota, Metazoa, Chordata, Crocodylia, Gavialidae. Gene Ontology annotation, molecular function: prenyltransferase activity. Gene Ontology annotation, biological process: isoprenoid biosynthetic process. The record is from RefSeq and is a predicted model, not a curated record.
UGGUGGCGCAUUUUCCCUCAACGGGCGAUGGUGGCGGCGGUGGCUGCGGUGAAGGCGGAAGGGGGUGGAGCCUGGUCCCCUUCCCCUCUUCCUCAGCCCCCCGCGGAGCCGGGGCCUGGCCCCUCUCCUCGCGCUCAAGUCCGGCGGCACCGGACGCGAGGCAGCACUUGGGGGCUAGCCUCGUUCUGCGUGGAGCGGCCGGGCGCGCGGGUGAAGCACUGUCUUUUUUAACACAGAAAUGGAGCAGGUGGAACAAACAUCUAAACGACUUCUUUUAGAGCCUUACAAGUACUUACUUCAACUACCAGGUAAGCAAGUGAGAACCAAACUGUCACAGGCCUUUAAUCACUGGCUGAAUGUUCCAGAAGACAAAAUACAGGUUAUCAUUGAAGUGACAGAGAUGUUGCACAAUGCCAGCCUGCUUAUAGAUGAUAUUGAAGAUAACUCAAAGCUACGGCGAGGCUUUCCAGUGGCCCACAGCAUCUAUGGAGUUCCAGCUGUAAUAAAUUGUGCUAAUUAUGUAUAUUUCCUUGGCCUAGAGAAAGUUUUAACACUUGAUCAUCCAGAUGCAGUAAAAGUAUUUACCCGCCAGUUACUGGAACUUCAUCAGGGCCAAGGCUUGGAUAUUUAUUGGAGGGAUAAUUAUACCUGUCCCACAGAGGAAGAGUAUAAAGCCAUGGUACUACAAAAGACAGGUGGUCUUUUUGGACUAGCUGUGGGCCUUAUGCAGUUGUUCUCCGACUAUAACAAAGACUUAAAACCACUCCUGAAUACUCUAGGCCUCCUCUUCCAAAUAAGAGAUGACUAUGCUAAUUUACGGUCAAAAGAAUAUAGUGAAAACAAGAGUUUUUGUGAAGACUUAACUGAGGGCAAGUUCUCAUUUCCAACUAUUCAUGCUAUUUGGUCCAGGCCUGAAAGCACUCAGGUGCAGAAUAUUUUACGUCAAAGGACAGAAAACGUAGACAUUAAAACCUAUUGUGUACAAUACCUUGAGACUGUGGGUUCCUUUGAGUACACACGGAAAACUCUGAAAGAGCUUGAAGCUGAAGCGUAUAGACAAAUUGAGUUACUUGGAGGGAACCCUGAGCUUGUAGCCCUAGUUGAACACUUAAGCAAAAUGUUCAGAGAUGACAAAAAUUAACCCAUAAUUUAUUUGACUCUUGCUUUGGGGCUGAAGGGAAAUUAUUUUAAAACAGAAUUUAAAAAAAAGACAUUACUAAAAUAAUGUCAGAAUUGUGGAAAUGCUUAUUUCACAUUUAUUUAUAUUUUACUUCCUAUGAUUAUAUUGAACACAGUUCAAAGUUGCUCUGAAGGUUUUGGAAUGGAGUGCAAAUGAUCACUGUCACUUAAUUGAAACUAUUUAUGAAAUAUCUCGUACAGAACUAAAGUUGCAUAGAUCCAGUAAAACCCGAUAUUAACAAUAUUGUCUCCCCUAUACAGUCAGGGUGGUGGUGGGGGAGCAGAGGUGUUUAUUUUAGCAUUAAGUUUAAUUGACUUCUGGGAACUGUUAAAUGAAGUCUGACAAUGUGGGUUUCUGGCUAUACUGCUAUAUUAAACUGAAUCAUCUUUCUUAA